Messenger RNA from Cavia porcellus (domestic guinea pig), 11915 nucleotides. It is a transcript of the gene Ube2w, whose product is annotated as ubiquitin conjugating enzyme E2 W. The record is from RefSeq and is a predicted model, not a curated record. NCBI's taxonomy places the organism in Eukaryota, Metazoa, Chordata, Mammalia, Rodentia, Caviidae. The transcript has 7 exons. The coding region runs from base 114 to 587 and encodes 157 amino acids.
CGGACGCCCCGCCCCCGCGCCCGGGGUGUUGGGCCCCCGCGGCGUGACGCGAGCACGGCAGCUCCGCCCCCUGCGUCUCUGGCCUGGCUGGCCCUGGGGGGGAUGGUUCCAUCAUGGCGUCAAUGCAGAAACGACUACAGAAAGAACUGUUGGCAUUGCAAAAUGAUCCACCUCCUGGGAUGACUUUAAAUGAAAAGAGUGUUCAAAAUUCAAUCACACAGUGGAUUGUAGACAUGGAAGGUGCACCAGGUACCUUAUAUGAAGGAGAAAAAUUUCAGCUUCUAUUUAAAUUUAGUAGUCGAUAUCCUUUUGAUUCUCCUCAGGUCAUGUUUACUGGUGAAAAUAUUCCUGUUCAUCCUCAUGUUUAUAGCAAUGGUCAUAUCUGUUUAUCCAUUCUAACUGAAGACUGGUCCCCAGCGCUCUCAGUCCAGUCAGUUUGUCUUAGCAUUAUUAGCAUGCUUUCCAGCUGCAAAGAAAAGAGACGACCACCAGAUAAUUCUUUCUAUGUGCGAACAUGUAACAAGAAUCCAAAGAAAACAAAAUGGUGGUAUCAUGUUUUUGGAGCCCUGAGGGAUACAGAAGUUUGAUCAAUAUUGUCUUAACAUGCUUCAAAUAAACCAGGAGGAGAAGGAACCAAAACAGUCCAGCAGUCUUGUUGAGACCCUGAGGAAAAGAAAAGAACUUGGGAAGGCCAUGGUAUGAUUAGCAUCGCGGGCACAGUCCUGAGGAAGAAAGAGCUGCGGGGUGGGGCAGUGCACACUGAAAAAGGAGAGUGUGUAUAUAGUCAGAUGUCUUUGCUUCCUGGACUUCUGCAGAGAGUUCCCCUUGAGUCUUUGAUUUGUAGAGCUUCAAGUUUGUAAAUAACUUGUGUUUACAUAGCCUAUAGUGAAAGGCAUUUUAAAAACACAAGGCCUUGGAAAAAGUCACUAGAGGGCCAGGUGUGGUGGUGUACACCUAUAAUCCCAGCUCUCUGGAGGCUGAGAAAGUAAGAUUGCUGCAAGUUUCAGGCCAAUGUGGGCGACAUAGUGAGUUCAAGGCCAGUUCAUGGGGAAACUGUCUCAAAAAACAAAAACAAAACAAAACAAAAAGCCAGCACAGUGCUCAAAGUGAUUCAAAGUAAGUUUAAAGUUUAGUGUACACACUAAAAUACUGUGUACAUAGUGGAGAAAUAUAACACAAUAAGAACCCAACAAUGUAGAAUUUAGUUAUUGUCAUCCAGAAAAAAAUUGGGCUGAGUGCAGUGGUAGUACAUGCCUGUAAUCCAGCCAUUCAGGAAACUGAGGCAGGAGGAUCAUUUGAGGCCAGCCUGGGCAACAUGGUGAGACCCUAUCUCAAAAAAUAAAAAGGGUUGGAAUAUAGCCCUGUGGUAGAAUAUGCCUGGCUUCAACCCUGCCCCGCCCCACCCUGCCAAGGAUCGCCUCACUUGGAAUAAUGGAUAAAACUCGAAGCAGAGGUGAUACUCAGCAAAGAGAUGGAAGACUUGAAUAGUAAACCAGCUAGACCUCAUAGACAUAAUGCAGAACACCCACCAACAGCCAAACACACUUAAGUGAACAUACAUCAUUCUCGUAAUAUGUGAGACCACAAAAUAAUUUUCAAUAAACAAAAUUUGAAAUCAUACAGAUUAGCUUUUCCAACCAUAAAGGAAUAAGGUUGGAAAUCAGUAACAGAGUACUAGAAAGUUUACAAAUGCAGUAGUCACCCGUAUUUGUGGGGUCUACAUCCGUGAAUUCAGCCAAUCCCAGACUGAAAAUAUUUAUAAAGAAAAGGCAUCUGUACUGAACAUGUGAAGAUUUUUUUCUUCUUCUUCUUCUUAUUAUUAUCAUUUGUUUUUUUGAGACAGAGUUCCACUGUGCAGUUCAGGCUGGCCUCAAAUUUACUGCAAUCCUCCUGCCUCAGGCCUUUGAGUUCUGGGAUUAUAGGCAUAUAUCAUCAUGCCCAGCCUUAUUAUUAAUUCUUUAAAAAAUGUAAUAUAACAGAUAUUUACAUACCAUCUUUAUUUUAUUAGAUAUUGUAAGUAAUUUUGUUACUUAAAGAAUAUGGGAAGAUGUUCAUAGGUUGUAUAAAUACUAUGCCACUUUGUAUAAGGAGUCCUCAGAUUUUGAUAUCCUUGGGGGUGAGGGUUGGGUCUAGUAACCAGUCUCUUACAGAUACUAGGAGAUGACUAUAUGUGGAAUUAUAUGUGUUCUUAAAAAGUUAAAGAGAAAAAUCAGGGGAAAUUAGGAAAUGCUUGAAGAUGAAUGAAAAUGAAGACAAAUCAUUGUGCAUGACUUAUUUGAUGCAGUCAGUGCUCACAGGAGAACAAGUAAUGGUAAUACCUACAUUAAAAGGAAAGAUUAACUUUAUACCUCAGGGAACCUAGAAAAAGAGUAGCAAAUUAAAUUCAAAGUUAGCAGGAAAAAAAAAAAAAAAAAAAAGACCAGAGAGGAAAUAGAGGAAAGGAAAGCAAUACAGACAGACAGUGAAAUCAAAGUUCGUUCUUCUCAAAAGAUUCACAAAAUCAACAAAAGAUCAAGCUGUGGCUUGUGCCUAUAAUCCCAGCACUCUGGGAGGCUUAGGCAGGGAGACUGCAAGUUUAAACCCACCCUGGGCCACUUUGCAGCAUAGUGGAAACCUGUCUCACAAAUAGAGGGCUGAGGCUGUAGCUCAGUGCAAAGGCCCUGGGUUCAAGUCCUAGUACUUCCCUUCCCAAUCAGAAUUGAAUGUGGAGACAGUACUAUUGACCUUCAAGAAUGAAAAAAGAUUAAAGAAAAUAUAAUGAGCAAUUAUAAGCAAACAGAUUGAAUAACAAAUUCUCAGAAAUACACAUAGGCAAAUUGACUCAAUAAGUAAAAAAUUAUUUCUUCAGUAAGUUAUUCUGGAACAACUAGCGAUACAUAGGCAGAACAAUGAAGUUGGAUUCCCAAUCCUGAAUCACAUUAAAAAUGAAUGUUACCUAAAUAUGAGAACCAAAACUCUUAGAAUGGAGCAAUAAAACACAGCCCAAAAAAAUAAGCAAAAUACUUGAAUAAACAUUUCUCCAGACAGGAUAUACAAGCACCCAAAAUGUACAUGAAAAAAAGUGUUCACACUAUUCAUGACUAGAGAAAUGCAAAUGAAAACCACAAUGAGAUACUGGAAUCGGGAGAUCAACAACAACAAAAAGAUCAACAAAAGCUCGUAUUUGUGAGGCUAUGGAGAAACUUGUGUUGCUGGUGGGAGUGUUCAGCCACUGUGAAAAUGAAUUUGUUCCUCAAAGUAUAGAAUUUACAUGUGGCCCAGCAAUUCCAUUUCUGUGUACAGAAUAUACUUGAAAGAAUUGAAAACAGGCACUGAAACAAAUACUUCUAUGUGGUAUUUGCAUUGAUGGCACUAUUUUCAGCAGACAAGUAAUGGAAACCCAAAUACCAGUCAGUGUAUGAAUUAGUAAACAAAUUGAAAUGUUUACAUUCCAUAAAAUAUUUAGCCUUAAAGAGAAAUACUGAUACAUGGGACAAUGCAGAUGUGUCUUGGAAACAUGUUAAAUAAAAGAAGUCAGAUACGAAAUGUUGACCUAUGAACGUUUUCUUUUAUAUGCAGUAUCCAGAACAUAUAGUCCAUAGGGAUAGAAUGCAGAUUAGUGGUUUCUGGGCCUAGGAGCAAGGAGGAAUGGGGAGCAGCUACUGAAUGAGAUUGAGACCUUCUGGAAUGGUAAAAUGUUUUGGAGUGAUAAAAAUGUUUUGUAUUAGAUAUAUAGGUGUUGGUCGAAUACUACUGUGAAUGUACUACAUGCCACUACUGUUUACUUCAAAUGGAUUAAUUUGAUGUUCUUUCAUUUCACUUGAUUAAAAAUUGUUUUCAAAGAAGAGUAUAAAUAUGACUCAGCUCAGAUAAAACUACUGAUUAGAAAGAGAGGACUGAUCUGAAAGGCAAAGAUGUAAAAAGAGUUGACAUUAAUAUGCUGUUAAUGAGCUGAGUUUAUGGUACUCCCCUGUAAUCUUCGCACUGUGGGAGGCUAAGGUAGCAAAUCACAAAUUUGAGCUCAGCAUGGACAUCUGAAUGACUUAACAACUUCUUCAAGAAAUAACGGCUGCAUUUCUUAAUAGCAAGUCAGCAUAAGCCCCAAUAAUCCAAUCAUAUUUCAUAAACUCCACUUUUGAGUGCCAGAGGCUUUGGGAGGACAUCUAUAUAUAAACCAUAAAAAAACAGAAACUUAUGGAUCAGAGAAAUUAAAUGAAUUUGAAGUACAAGGAGCAUGAAGCAGACUACCAGGUACAUUAUAAAUUCACAUGUUAAAUAGAACAUUUUUAAAUCAGAGAAAAAAAUACAUGGUCAUGUUAUGUGUAGAGGAUGAUAAAGAUAGUGUUCUUAUCAGAAACAAAGCAAGCAACUAAGCAGUGGAGUAGCAUCUGCACAGUACUGCAAGAUGAAAAGUAUCAGCUGGAAUUCUGUAUGGGAAAAUACAUUUCAAAAUCAGAAAUAAAGACAGUAUACACAUGGAUGUAUCAGUGAUGCUCCUUGUCUGAAAGAAAAGUCCUGCAGAUAGCAGGAAAAUAGUACUAGAUUGCAAAUACAGGUUUCCAUAAAAGAAGUGUGUCAGAAAUGGCAAGUACGUAAAAGGUUUUUUCCCUUAUUAAAUGUCCUGAAAAGUUAAUUCACUAUUUAAAGUAAAAAUAUUAUCAAACUUUUGUGGGGUUUAUGAGAUACAUAAAAGUGAAAUGAUUGUUCAUAGUUUACGACAGGAGGGGAUGAAAAGGAAACAUGCUAGUUUGUGUCCCAAACAUGGGAUAGUUUGUGUCCUCUGCUUGAGGUUUUCUGUUUUUUCCCUUUCAGUACUGGGGAUGGGACCCAGAGUCACCCUCACAGUGAACACCGAGCUGUCUCUCCAGUCCUUUUCUAAGUUUUGAGACAGUCUCACUAAGCCACUAAAUUGUCCAGGCUAUUCUUAAAUGUAUGAUCCUCUUGUUUGGACUCCCAGAGUGCUGGGAUUAUGGUCUAUGCUACAAGUUUUGGUUUAUGAGGUGGUUUUAAUAAAGAUGUAUGCUAAAGGAGCCACUAAAAUAACAGAGAUUUAUCACUAAUAAGCAGGAAAAAAAGAGAUAAAGUGGGAUCAACAAAAUCCAACAGAAACCAUGUGAAAAUGAAAAAGGAAACAAAGAUCAAAUAAGACAAACAUAAAACAUAGCAAGGUGAUAGUCUCAAACAUAGCCAUGUGAAUAACCACAUGGAAGAUGAAUAGUCUUAGCAUUCCAAUUUAAAGCUGAAAUUGUCAGAUUGUAUAAAACGGAAGACCCAACUGUAUGCAUGCUUACAACAAAUUCACAAAUAGAAUAAAAGUGAAAGACUAGAAAACGACAUAAAAUGGUAAACUGAAAAGAAUGUUGAAUUGAUACAUUAGACUAGGCAAAGUAGGUUUUAAAGCAAAGACUAUCACUAGGAAGAAAGUCACUUCAUUUAUAAAGAAAAAUAGGUUAAUAGAACUCCAAUGUUUAUGUAUUUAAACUAAUAAAAAUUCAGAAACUUGAGCCAGAGACAUAGCUCAGUGGCACAAAUGCUUGUCUGGCAAGUGUGAGGUCAUAAAUUUGAUCCCUGAUACAAAAGAAAAGAAAAUUUAGAAACUCAAGAAAUUCAAGAAAUUCUAAUCAGAUUUUAGUAACCCUUCUCAAUAAAUAACAAACAAGAAGUCAUCAAAGCUUAUAGCAUACUUCAUCUAAGAAGAGCAGAAAACACAUUUUUCCAUUGUAUUUACUAAUAUAAAAUAGUUGCUAGGCCAUAAGAUAAUUCUCAAUAAAUUCAAACAGUUCCAAAUUAUAAAAAGAAUGUUCGAUUAUUGGAAUCCAAUUAGAAGUCAUUAGCAGAAAGAACUUUCGAAAUGCCUCAAAUAUUUGGAAAUUGAGUUACAUACAAGCAGUCUAUGGCUAACAAAUUCAAGCCCAGUUGGCAUCUUUAACAAGACCUUAUCCUUUUAAAAAAAGGAAUAUGUAAAGUAUUUUAAGCUGAGUGAUAAUGACAGUAAAACAUAGUAAGAAUGCCAUAGAAGAUGAAGCACUAAAACACUACUCAGGGAACUCUUCUUAGUACUUAUACCACUAGACAGUUCUUAGUAUUUGUGUCACUAAAUGUCUAUAUCAGAAAAGGGAAAAGAUCCAAAGUAAACCAUUUCAGUUUCCACCUUAAGAAACCAGAAAAAGAUCAGAUAAGUCCCAAAGGUUGCAGAAGAAAGUAAUCUGAAAGUAGUCAGCAGUACUCACGCCAAAACCUAAACAUUGAGCUGCCUUCAAAUGUCCUUUGCCACAUUAACUGGCCCAUUGCUCUUUUUAAAAAAUUAAAAAAAAAUUUUUUUUGGUCUGUUUUGAGUCAAGGUUUCACUAUAUGCUUCAGGCUGACUUUAAACUUGUAGCCCAGGCUGGCCUCAAACUCACUGUGAUCUUCCUGCCUCUGUCUCCCGAGUGAUGGGAUUAUACAUGUGCCCCACCAUGCCUGGCUUGGUUCAUAGCUCUUAAAUUUGGCCUGCUGCAAAAUUAAAGGACACUGGUGAAAUGUAGACAGUUUUUAGAGUAUAACAUGCAUGAUCCCUAGUCUUAACUUGCGAAGGACUUCUUGUUUUCAGCUGAAAUCUGAGGAACCUCACCUUUUCUUUCUGCUUAUGAGCUUGGACUGGAAUUGCCUGUCAAACUGCUUAUAACCAUCUGUAUUUUUUUCCAUCCUACUUCCCCAAACUUUCCCCACAAAGCAGUUCCAAAGACUUCUGAACCACAUGGUCAGGUCAACCACAUGGACAGGUCAUGGUCAAUCACUGAUAUGACACUGUAUCAGGUACCAGUUUUCUGUAUUCAUUUUUCAUUGCUGGGAGAAAAUAUCCAGCCCCCACAGUUUAGUUUUUAUUUUUUGGUACCGGGGGGUCGAGUUCAUGACCUAGCGCUUGCUAGGCAUGGGGGUUAUUGGCUAAGCUACACCCACAGUUUAAAGGAGGAGAGGUGUACUUUGAGCUGACUCCAAGACUGAAAGGACAUUACGGAAAAGCUUGAGGGAGCAAAGGUGCUCAGCCUGUGGCAGCUGGGAAGCAGAGAGAAAUGUGGAACAGGGCACCAGGACACACCCGUCCAGGUCACGUCCUCUCCAGAUCGCGUCCUCUCCAGAUCGCGUCCUCUCCAGAUCACGUCCUCAACCGACUAAGCUCUUCCAGCAAAGCUCCACCUUCUAACAGCAUGUUUGGCUGUGAACUCAUUGAUGUGUUAAUCCACUGAUGAGUAUAACACCCCUGUGAUGCCAUCACUUUUCAGAAUCCCCCACCUCUGAAUGCAUGAGACUUUUUGAGAACAUUUUAGAUCUUUAAAAAAAAAUUUUUUUUUAUUUUAAAGAGAAUAAAAUAAAAAACAGAGCAAAGCAAAUCAGAACAAUGCAAGCAACACAGCAGUUCACAACCAGACAACAGGACAUCAACAGAAGCUACCAUAAUGUCUCUUUUCUUCGAAAUAGUUGGGCAUAAGAACCUUUUAGAUCUAAGGCAUAAAACAUUGUAUAACAAAAGUCUAAUUUAUAUUUGCACCAGUAAGAGUUUGCACCUGUAUCUCCAUAUCCUUGCCAAUAUUUACACAAACAUCAAAAAUGUAACAGUGGUGUACAGUAUAUUAAAAACCUAGAAGGAAGGAAUCUGAAAGUUUUUACUGUAAAGAAAUAUAAGUGAACUGCAUGUGGUGUUACACCUCUGAAAUCCCAGCACUCCGGAGACUGAGGCAGGAUAGUGAGUUGAGGCCAAUCGGGACUAUAUAAUGAGACUCAGUCUCAAAAAACCACAGUGGGGAAAAAGACAAAUGUUUGAGGAGAUAGCUAGGCUUAGCUUGUAUCAGUAUUACACAGUGUAUUCCUAUAUUGCAACAUCAUGUUACUCUAUUACAAGCUACAGUGUUACAGUGUCAAAUUAAUUAAGUCAGUCCUAGGUGGCCUAAUAGGGAAAAUUAUCUCACUGAAAUUUGAGCUGUUUAAUAAAUUUCAAAACAUCUUUAUUCAGUAAAUUAUGCAAAUUGAUUCUAUACAUUUACCCUUUUUUCUAUUGGCUUUUAAAAUUUGAUCUACAUUAUUUUCAUAUUAUGUGGAUAUUAACUAUUUGUCCUCAUAUGUUGCAAGUAUUAUCCACUAGUUUAUAGGUUUUUUUUUUGUGUGUGUGGGAUCUGUUUGUUCUUGUGAUACCGUGGAAUAAAUCAGAAUCUUUGGAUUGAGUUUCUUUUUGAGCCCUUUGUUUUUAAUUUCGGGACAGAAUCUUGCUAAAUUGGCCCGACUGGGAUCAAACUUUAGUGAUUCUCCUGCCUCAGCCUCCAGAGUUCUGGAAUUAUAAGUGUGUUCCACCAUGCCCGAUUUAGAGAUAGUUUCUAAAGUAUCAUCUAUUGUGUGUUUUGCUUCCCUGAACUAUUCUAUUGUUAGGUUUUUAACUGUCAGUUUUUUCUGUAAGGGCUUCAAGGUUUUUUGUCUUAUCUAGAAAGACCUUCUGUGGUAUGUUAUGACAAAUAUUUGAAUUUUCUAGUGCUUUUGUGGUAUUUGUAUCUUUUUCAUUUUAAUACUUAUGGACUUUACUCCUUUUGUGAGUCAGGAACUUUUUCAUAAUAGAAAGUCAACUCUAACACAGCAGUUUGUCUGAGUAGCUAUUAGUGAUUCUGCUUGGACAGCCUUGGGUUAAGGACUAAUUUGGAGUUUCCAGGUCAGUUUGAGUUGUAACUGUAGACAGUGACAUUUCUCCUACAAGGCAAGAGCAUUAAAUUCCUUUGCUCUUCUGAUAUUUGAUUCUUUUCACUUUUUUCCUUUUUCUAAAUUUUUAAUUUACUUGUAUUAUAUGAGUUCCCACUAGCAGCAGAGAAGAAGGGAAAAGGAGCUGGAAAAGGCAUAGAACCGGGUCCAAAUCGUUUCUGGGACCAGCAGGGAAAUGGAGUGUCCUGUGGAGAGAUUUUGCUUUGACCGCUAAAGCAGACUAUGAUUUGUGUUCACAGCAACCGUGGCACAGCUACCUUUUGAAUGUUUGCUGCUCUGAAUUCUGACUUGCUUUUGCUGUUCUGUUGAAUUCUAGUUACAUUUUUGUCUUACUGUUUCCUUCCAUUUAUUCUGUAUUCUGCUCAUGUUCUACUUAUAUUUGCCAGAAUGUGAUGUUUCAUGUGCUUUCUUUUUCAUCUUUGAGAAGCCUGGUCUAUUCUCUCUAGUCUUCUUACCUAGUGCGUCUCUUUUAUUUAUUUAUUUUUGUUGUUGUUUGUUGUUUGUUUUUAACCUAAUUACUACCUCUUAAAACCUGUCUUCCCACAUCCCUUUGCCUAUGAAGGGGUUUAUGUGGAUUAUAAUUUAUUCUGUUUUUAUUUUUAUAUGUCUGUUAAUUCUUUUAGACUGUGAGCUCCUUUGAGGAUAGAGGUCUUUGGUUGUUUGUUGAAAACUGUAAGCUACAUUAUUUUGGGAUAGUUUGAAGAUUCAAGUCCCAGAAAACCCAACACAUUUUGUAAAGAUAAAAAAAUAGCAUUUGUCUAAAAAAAAAAAAGUAUGUUUGUUUUUGUUGGACAUGCUAUUAUAUUAGUAGUUUUUUUUUUUCCUCAAAGUUUGGUGAGUUACUUGUAAAUAAAAUAGAAUAUUUUAACACAGGAAAUCUUAAAGUGUAGUUUAUAUCAUGCUUAGGAUUUUUUCAUUGAAAGCAAAUUUCUGGCUUUGUAAAUCAGUAGUAAAAAAUAAUGACUAACAUGCUUUUCACAAAAUACUAAGAAGUACAUUUGUAUGAGUAAAAUCAACUUCUCCCCAGAAGAAUAUUUUAAUUCAGAAUAUAGGCACUUAGAAAGCCAUAAAAGAAAUUUAUAGAAUGAUAUUAGUAGAUUUAUUUGACGAUUAUGUGUUUUAAGAAAUAUUCAAAAUUAGAAUGAUAAUGGAUUCUUAAUUAUAAUUAACUCUAUCUUAUAUUGUCUGAUUCAGUUCACACAACUGAAGUGAGAUAAAAAGUUAUUCCUAUUUUACUGUAUAGAAAAUCAGAUUUAUCAGUUCUGAUCCAAAUGUGUGGUGAAUGUUUAAGUUUAUUACAGUAAAAGGCAGAUUGCUAUUAAUCUUCCCAAAAUACUCACCUCUAGUUCAGACACACUCAUCUCAUCACUUUUGCCACUUUCUGAAGCAGUUCUGGAAAUCCUGUUUGGUGAGUGUCUUCAUGAGGUGUAGUAAAAAAUACGGUGAAUGCCACUGCCAGUACCGUCAGCAGGAAGGUGGUCUUGUAAAAAAAUUACAGUAUGUCCUUAUCCACUGUUUUCACCAGCUGUCUGGCUUCUCCAAAGUCAAAUGACCAUGAAAGGUAAAUGUUUUGAAUCAAUUCAAGACAAUAGACAUUCACAAAAGAGGACUUUUUAGAGCUGCUGUUCAGAAAGCAGCAAGAAUAGUGAAACAAGUGUGUUUGAAGUAAUACAGAUUAUGUGGAGGGAAAUAAUGACAGCGUGUCUUUUUACUGUAAAUUUGUUUUUUCAAUUUAAGCAUUCACUGUGUUUUUGAACCAUACUACAUAAAUAUUUUCUCAAAGUCACAUAGAUAUCAACAAAUGACCGAUGUGAAAACAUCCCCUGAAAAAUCAUAUGGCACUCUGUAAAUGGCAGUCUUAGCUGGGUAUGGUGGUUUACACAUGUAAUCCCAGCAUUUAGAAAGCUUAGGCAGAAGGAUUGCUGAGUUUUAGGCUAGCUUGUUUUCUUUUUCUUUUUCUUUUGGUUUUUGAAUAUGAAGUCUUGCUGUAUUGUCCAGGCUAACCUUAAAUUCACUAUGUGCCUCAGGCUAGCCUUCAAUUCGUGGUGAUCCUCCUGCCUCAGCCUUUUGAGUAUUGGAGUUACAAGGGUGUACCACCACUAGGCUCGCAAUUUUUUAAAGCUAGCUAGCUUGCUUGCUUCAUUUUGAAAUAGAAGCAUUUCAUUAAUUUGCUCAGCUGGUCUCAAAUUGUGAUCCUUCUGCCUCAGCUUCCCAAUUAGCUGAGGUUACAAUUGUGUACAACCAUGCCCAAUAUCUACUCCAUUUUUGAAGAGUGCUUUUCCCCAGCAUUAGAAAGGGGAAAAAAGCUAAUAGUAAAUUGUGAAAAUUUUAAGUUUACUAUAAUACUGUUUAAUAAAGCCGCAUAUUGAUUAUCAAGACUAUGUAUUUUCUCAUGAAUAUACAAGUAUGCCUAUAAAUGUAUCUUAAAUAUCCUGGAAGAGUAUAUUGUAAAUUCAUAUACAGUAGUAUUAAUCUCUGGAAAAGAUACAAGGAAUUUAACUGAAACUAAUUUUUUAAGUUAAAAGACGGGUAAUUAUGUUAUAUUAAAUAAUCUGGAUUCAAGCAAACUUGAAAAAUGUUAAUUAACAAUUUCAGUUGUAGGCAUUAAGUAGAUGGAUGUUUAUGAAAUUAUUUUUUUCUACUUUCUUUUAAAAUUGUCUUUAAAAUACUAAAAUAAAAGUUAAUUUGUUUAGGGUUUUCAAAAUAGUUGAAAGAGCUGGUACUUAAGCCUUUAUUCUCAAAUCUAGAACUUUUUCUGCUAUUAUGAUGCCUCAAAAUGAGAAGAAAAAGAAGGAAAAAAAGACUAAAAAGGAUAGACAGAGUUUAGCUUUAUAGUACUACAGGUCAAGAGAUUUAUGUGUUUAUGAUACAUUUUUGGGGGAGGGAAGGAAAAUUUAUAACCUAAAGUAAAAGUUACAAUUUAUUUUAGCCUUUAAGUAUGCCGUUAUUUGUGUGUGCAUACCACAUCUUAGUUCCUUAAGAGAAAUAUGUUAAUUUAUUUUUUGCAGUGUGAUACAUAUUCCUGUUGCAUGCAGUGGAAGACAUUAGGGGAUUUCAGUUUUCUAAAUACAAAAUUUGUGAAAAUAAUUAAAUGUACAAUCUGAUUUCAGUCUAAAAAGUCAAAAUUAGUGUUGCUUCCAUUUUGUGAAGUCAUUCUUGACAAAAACUUUACAGCCUUUUUAUUUACAGCUUCUCUCCAAGAUAAAAUGGCAAAA